Molecule: messenger RNA, 198 nt
Organism: Haemonchus placei
Lineage: Eukaryota; Metazoa; Nematoda; Chromadorea; Rhabditida; Trichostrongylidae
Source: the annotation of a GenBank genome assembly
AUGUUCGAGGACGUACAGAAAAUAAAAUCGCGCAAGAGACCUCUGAUACAAGAUAUUUCCAGUGAGGUUACGCAGAAAGAGAAUUCAGAGUAUAAACCAAUAGAAAAGAAACUUCGGCAGUCGCAAAAGGUAUGCUUAAGAUGUCUGGCUGGUGAAGCAGGCCACAUCACACAUGUUCUUUCUGAGGUAGCUGCCUGA